Molecule: messenger RNA, 836 nt
Organism: Cylicostephanus goldi
Lineage: Eukaryota; Metazoa; Nematoda; Chromadorea; Rhabditida; Strongylidae
Source: the annotation of a GenBank genome assembly
CCCAUCACAUUCUACGACAGCUACUCAAGAGAAAUCUAGGCGUAUUUGCGUUGGAAGUAGCUGCUGCUUGUCGUGAUCUGCCACACUUCGCGCAUUCUCUCGAAUUGCUUCUUCAUGGGGUACUAGAAGAAGAAGCGACUAGUAGUGAACCUAUACCUGAUCCUCUACUACCCAGAUGCGUUGCAUUUAUCCAAGAAUUUCCCGAGUUUCUGCGCACUGUUGCUCACUGUGCUCGAAAAACCGAAUUAGCGUUGUGGUCCUCACUGUUCUCAGUCACUGGUUCACCAAAUGAUCUCUUUGAGGUGUGCAUACGCGACGGUCAGUUGCAUACAGCGGCUAGCUAUUUGAUCGUCCUGCAAAGUAUUGAAAGUGCGCAGACAAGCCAAGAGCAGGCACUACGGCUUUUAAGAGAGGCGCUUUCUGCUGGUGAAUGGAGCAUUGCAAAGGACAUGGUUCGUUUCACGCGAGCGAUAGGAUCGGAAGACAUGGAUAGCCCUGCAAGAACCCCACCUCCUUCUAAAACGUCAUCCCGUCGACACGCGGCCUCAAUCAACAGCGUAGCUGAAGCGGAUGAUCUUGUCUUUGCACGAUUCCAAGCGGCUGGAAGAGUUUCGAAAGUCCGGCACUCACAUGCAGACUCUCGCGACGCCACUAGGAAGGAUUCAGCUGGAAGCACUGGAAAACGAACUGCGGCACGGGCUGUGUCUAAUGAUAUGGCACCGCCUUCUCCAACUCAGGUAAAUCCGAUAGCUGAGAAGAUGAAUACUAUCCUUGAUGGACACGCUGUUCAUCUACUAGAGGAGUAUUGCAUAAGGGAUCUCGGUGGGUCACUUUGA